Messenger RNA from Oikopleura dioica, 2649 nucleotides. The record is from the annotation of a GenBank genome assembly. NCBI's taxonomy places the organism in Eukaryota, Metazoa, Chordata, Appendicularia, Copelata, Oikopleuridae.
AUGAAAAAUUCGAAAGUCAACGAAGCGGCUCUCUUUUCGAAUUUUUGCGAAAACACUUCCGCCCAUGGUCUCGGAAAAAUCUCCGGAUCAAAGAAUCGAAUUCUCAAAUCGACUUGGGCGCUCAUUUUUCUGAUUUCGCUGACGAUUUUCUUCUGGCAGGCGACAAUGCUGAUCCUGGAUUAUCUCGACCGAAAACAAGACAGCCUGAUUUCCGCUUCGAAAGAAGAAUCUGAGCAGUUCGGGCAAAGCUUUGAAGAUUUUGUUAUUUCAUGCGAAUUUGACCAGGCUCCUUGUGGAAGGGAUGAUUUUUUGACUUUUCAGCAUGAGCAGUAUGGAACUUGCCAUACUUUCAAUGGUCAUUCCAUGAAGAAGAGGAGUACCUCAAACAUCGGAACGGAGUACGGAUUGAAGCUGAUUCUCUUCGCCGACGAGUCCGAAUACGUCGGCGCCACCUCCGCGACCGUCGGAGUCCGCUUCGACAUCCACCAAUACGGAUCAAUUUCGUUCCCGGAAGAACACGGUCAAAACGCUCCAGUUGGCGCUGCAACGGCCGUUUCUCUCAGAGCGAAUCAAAUUUCAAGAACGGUUCUACCUUGGAACAAGGAGAACUGUACCAAUGUUUAUGACUCGAACGAUCCGGAGUUUGACGGACAUUAUACUUACAGAGCUUGUCAGAAAGGAUGUCUUCAGCGGCAUUUGAGGGAUGAGUGUGGCUGUGUGACGUCAUUGUUUUUAAAGAAAAAUGACCGUGUUUGUGAUUUACUGCACAAAACAACUUUGCACUACAGUACGGUAAAAUGGCCGAGUUCUCAAUACGAAGGGCUGUUGCUCAGCGCGAUUUCGAAUUCAACCGCUGCGGCAAAAAUUCGCAAUUCGACUGAUCUCCAGUCCGCUGUGGAGGAUAAUCUGCUCCGACUGAGCUUCACCUUCGACGAAUUGAACGCAAAACUGAUCGAAGAAAGCCCAAAAUACGACAUUUGGACGCUUUUUGCGAAUAUUGGCGGAACACUCGGACUAUACGUCGGAAUUUCAUUUAUUACUUUGUUCGAAUUUCUCGAAGUUGUUGCCGACAUUUGCCUGUUUACCUGCUGCUAUCGUUGUAGACUCGUUUUUGGAGAGAAAUUAAAAUAUGAAAACAGCGAGUCUGACAGACCUAAUAUCGUUUUUGCGAUAAUUGAUGAUUACGGAUACAACGACAUUGGAUACCACCAGGACAUCAUCAAGACGCCGAACAUCGAUGCUAUUUCCGCCUCCGGAGUGCGCCUCGAAAACUACUACGUGCAGCCAAUCUGCACUCCCUCCCGCUCCCAGCUCCUCUCUGGCCGCUAUCAAAUCCACACUGGCCUGCAGCAUCAGCUCAUUUGGAUGGGAAUGCCCUCCGCUCUUCCCUUAGACACGGAAUUGCUCCCCGAGACGAUGAGAAACUGCGGCUACCACACGAUGGCCGCGGGAAAGUGGCAUGUCGGCUAUGCCAAAACGGCAAACACGCCUUGGGGCAGAGGAUUCCAAAACUUCACCGGUUACCUCGGCGGAUCGGAGGACUAUUACAAGAAAACGCGGUGCUUGGACUCGCACACUUGCGGAAUCGACCAAAACACGGAUGGAGAUGUUUUCGGGCAGCGAGUUUACGAAGCUGAUCCAAGCGAAUACUCGGCGUUUAAAUACAUUCGCCAGGCGAAAAAGUACAUUGACGGGCGAGACAAAAACAAGCCCUUCUUUCUCUAUCUUCCCAUGCAAUCAGUUCACGCGCCGCUCGAAGCACCAGCCGAGUACAUCGCAAAAUACGACGGAAUCAUCGACGACAAGCCGAGAAAGAUCUACGCGGGAAUGGUGUCCGUGAUGGACGAAGGAAUAGGAAACAUCACUUCACAUUUGAAGGAAGCUGGCUUGUGGAACAACACGAUCUUCAUCUUCUCCACUGACAACGGCGGACAAGCUUAUGUCGGCGGCAACAACCUCCCUUUGCGAGGCAACAAGGGCGGCUACUGGGAAGGCGGCGUUCAUGGAAACGGCUUCGUCGCUGGAGGAUACUUUGAGACCCGAAGAACCGGGAACGAAGUCGUCAACAAGGAGCUCAUCCACAUUUCCGACUGGUACCCGACGAUCAUGGAAGCUACUGGCUGCCAGAAAGCGCCGAAUUCGCCCGAUUUGGAUGGAAUGUCUCAGUGGAAAAUGCUCCUGGAUCUGGAGCAGUCUCCUCGGGAUGAAAUUUUGCAUAACAUCGACGAAAUGACCGUGGCGAAAGGCUCUGACAAUCGAACUUUCAAGUCGGACUUCGAUAUUUCCGUCCAAGCGGCGAUCCGCUGGAAUAACUGGAAAUUGCUGACCGGCGACCCUGGCUACCCAGACUUUCCAAUCACCAUUCCUCCUCAAGGCAACAAAAAGCCCAUUUUCACGGUCGAAAACGGGCUUCAAUACCCAAUCCCGCCGCGGCCAAAACCUCUCGACCGACUCGUCCGCCUCUAUGACGUCAUCAAGGACCCAACUGAGAGCAACGAGAUUUCAGACUUCCAUCUGGACGUGGUUGAAUUUCUGCUAGAUCGACUUUCGUUCUGGAACUCGACGCAAGUGCCGAUCAAUUUUCCCGAUGUGGAUCCGAAGAGCUUUCCGGAAUAUCAUCAGGGCUUUUGGAAACCUUGGCUUGGCUGA